Molecule: messenger RNA, 3095 nt
Organism: Austrofundulus limnaeus
Lineage: Eukaryota; Metazoa; Chordata; Actinopteri; Cyprinodontiformes; Rivulidae
Gene: susd1
Product: sushi domain containing 1
Molecular function (GO): calcium ion binding
Source: RefSeq, a predicted model, not a curated record
UGUGUGUGUGUGUGUGUGUGUGUGUGUGUGUGUGUGUGAGUCUUUGUUUAAAGACGUGGGUUCAGCAGCUGGACAGAUCAGACAGGCAGCAUGCUGAACGGGUCACCUCGUCCCCGCCAUGUGAUUUUUACUAUAGCAAGUUAAAGAAGAGGUCAACUCUGAAAGCUUCAGCCUUUAUCAGACACCCCAGCAUGAGUGUGCAGUUCAGCAGAAGUUGGCAGCAGACCCAAGCAUCAGAUGGAAGCGAGCGCAGCGCAGGAUGACGGCUGGAGCCGCAGAAACAGCAGCUUUCAGUAAAACCACUGAGAAAAGAAGUGACCUCAUCUCACCCACUCUCAGCUGCCUCUCAGCACCGGUUAUCAAACAUGCUCAGUGGCCCAACGGUCCACAAGCAGGAAGUACCAAAAUAAAGCAGGACGGGGUGAGGGGGUGCAGUGAGGACAGCUUCUCAGGGAGGAUGGAUGACUCUAACAGGAGGAUGGUUAUAGUUUGUCUGCUCAUUGGAUUUUCAGAUUUUCUAGCAGAGGGACAAACUGUGCUGGACGUGUGUUCAACCUGCCACGCUAACGCCACAUGUGAGGACAAGCCAGACGGCCCAGGCAAAGUGUGUAACUGCAAGUAUGGCUUUGUUGGGAACGGAAGAACCUUCUGUCAAGACAAAGAUGAGUGUCAGAUAGGAGCCCAUAAGAUCUGUGGGCAGCACACCACCUGCCACAACACCUAUGGUAGCUACUACUGCACCUGCCUGGCUGGCUACAGGCCCUCUAACAACAUGGCUGUCUUCAUCCCAAAUGAUGGAACCCACUGCCGAGAUGUUGAUGAGUGUGAGGUGACGGGGCUGUGUGGAGAGGGGGGUCUGUGUAGAAACGUGGAGGGCAGCUUUGACUGUAGCUGUCAGGUGGGAUACCAAGUCCACRACGGAACUGAGCCCUUUCACCCACAAAGAGACAAAGCUUCCUGCAAAGUGGUGGACUGUGGUCAGCCGGCUGCAGUGGAGGACACGGUCCAGCUGUCUGUCGCAGGAACCACGUAUGGCAGCGUGGUCUUAUAUGUCUGUGAUGAAGGCUUUGUGUGGAGGAGGGGAGAGAACAGCUCUGUGUGUGGAGCUGAUGGACUGUGGAGAGGACCCACUCUGGUCUGUGAAGAGACCGUUUGUGGAACUCCUCCUUUCAUUGAAUCCACAGAGCAGCUGUGGAACAAUCAAUCAACUCCUGGCAGCAUUGUGCUAUAUGUCUGUAUGAAGGGCUUUUAUUACAAAAGAGGACAAAAUGUAUCCAUCUGUAAGAAUAAUGGUCACUGGACAGGCCCAACUUUGUCAUGUCAAGAGGUCUUGUGUGGAGAUCCCCCCACUGUGCCCCACACUGCACAGGUGUGGAACAGCAGCUCCAGGCCUGGAAGCACAGUGACUUACGUCUGUAAAACAGGAUUUUAUCAUCAUCAGGGUAGCGAUGAGUCAGUGUGCACAAUUAAUGGUUACUGGACAAAGCCUGAUAUUUUGUGUAAAGAAGUUGAGUGUGGAGAGCCUUUACCCAUCCCUCAUGCGAGCAUUCUGUGGGAUAACAGCUCCACUCUGGGCUCCCAGGCUGCUUACAUGUGUGACCAUGGAUAUGUCAGUGUUGGAGGAGGGAAUGUAUCAGUUUGUACAGCCAGUGGAAAAUGGGAUCAAACCUCUUUGUCCUGUCAAGAAAUCAUUUGCACAGAACCUCUUUUUAUACAACACUCUAAAAUGCAAUGGGACGGCAAGGCACACGUCGGUAGUGUUGUGUAUUACCAAUGUGAGGAAGGAUAUUACACCAGAGGCCAAAGAAACAACUCUGUUUGUGGAGAAAAUGGAUUGUGGGAAGAUGUUGACCUAUGGUGUGAAGAAAUAAACUGCGGUUCCCCCAAAACCCUCCCCAACACURAGCUUCUGUGGGACCAUAGCAGCAGAGUGGGCAGCGUUGUGCUGUAUGAGUGUGUGGAUGGAUUUUACCAGCAGAGUGGAAAUAAUUAUUCAACGUGUUCACUAAUAGGAGAGUGGGGGGAAGUAUCUAUAAAAUGCAAAGCUAAAUGCGGCCCGAUUCCCUCCCUGGCAAACUCUGAAGUGGUGUGGCAUAACAGGAGCAUUGUGGUUCAUCGCUGUGAAGCCGGKUACCACAGCUGGAGGGGCACCGACACGUCUCUGUGUGGCAGCUCAGGGGUGUGGCAGGAGGCCACGCUCAAGUGCAUUGAAAUCAAGCCACCUAUCAGUUACCUGGUCAUCCAUAAUGGAAACUGUCUGCAGUGGAAAGCUGAAAAAUAUGAGGAAGAUACAGAAAUAUAUGAGGUGACUUACACUGGAUCCAGAGACUUCCAGAGAUCCUUUCAGCACAAAGGGCAACGUUUCCUGACGUCCAAAGCUGACGAGCUGAAACUUUGCCUCAAGCUGCUGCCUGUAACGAACUACAGCAUCUCUGUGACGGCAGCAUCAGCCAGAUUUACAGCCACCAUCAACGCUAACACCAGCUUAACAGAACCUCCUGCACCAGCUGUUUACUACACAGAAUUAGAGAGUCCAGUGCCAAYGCUGAGGCUACGAAGGUCACCCAACACUUUGGACCCAAUAAGUCUGUACCAAAUCUUUGUGCUUCCUGUGGAGGGGAUCAUGACGUUUGACUGCUCCUCUCCCGUGAGCUUAGACGCUUUGGACAAAAUCAAAUCAGCAUCAGAGUACAUCACUGCCCAGCUUCAUGUCCAAGAUGUUGGGACAGAAAUAAACUUUACUGUAGGGGAUGGUUUCCWCUAUGGGGGCUUUUAUAAUGCUCCGCUGGAGAGCAGCAGAACCUAUUACAUCAUCCUACGAGCUGUCAGUCAGUGGAAACUGGCCUCGAAAAGUUGCUGUGUGCUGUGGGCAAAGAUAGCAGGCACAUCGUAUGUUCUGAGGGCUGCAUCGCUGUCUGCUGCUGCGUUCAUAGGAGUGGCUGCCUUGGUUACAUUGGGAGGAUACAGUUUCACCUGGUAUGGAAGAUAAACCACAUUUCAUCAUCCACACUUUUAAAUCUGUGUAAAUGUUUAAACACAUUAAAAGUAAAAGUGCUUCUUAAGACUCAUUUUUAUUCAAAGGCAUUUAAUUAAAA